Messenger RNA from Sphenostylis stenocarpa, 336 nucleotides. Lineage: Eukaryota; Viridiplantae; Streptophyta; Magnoliopsida; Fabales; Fabaceae. The record is from the annotation of a GenBank genome assembly.
AUGCGGAAGUUGGCUAAUGAUUUGACACCUUUGUUUUUCUCCCUUUUGUUCGUUAUUGUGCUUCAGAAAUUGUGUCAAAUGGAGGUUUAUUCUUCAUUGAAUUUUGUUGUUGUUGUUGUACUUAUCAGAUGUAAAGAAGAGUGGAAAUACUUAUGCCAAAACAUGUAUGGAAAUCAAUACUUUGUUAUGAUGUUAAUAACUAAGAGGGAAAGAUACCCACUAGGAAUUAGGUAUGGUGGGAAGCAAUCUUUGCUCCUAGUCCUAGGGGAGGAUAAAGGUUUAUGCCCUGAAGAUGCAACUUCUGAAGACGACUAUACCAUAUUGCUCCGUACCUGA